This is a messenger RNA of Lodderomyces jiufengensis, 3180 nucleotides long. RefSeq names its product Ctf1p (gene CTF1). The coding region runs from base 1 to 3180 and encodes 1059 amino acids. The transcript has a single exon. The record is from RefSeq and is a predicted model, not a curated record. Gene Ontology annotation, biological process: DNA-templated transcription; regulation of DNA-templated transcription. Gene Ontology annotation, molecular function: zinc ion binding; DNA-binding transcription factor activity, RNA polymerase II-specific; DNA binding. Lineage: Eukaryota; Fungi; Ascomycota; Pichiomycetes; Serinales; Debaryomycetaceae.
AUGAAGGAAACAAUUGAAUCAAAUUCAAAUAACUCCGAAAUUAAUGAUUCCAAUAAUUCUAAUAAUAACAAAACUGACAAUAAUACAACCAAUGAUACUAAAAAGAACAUAAAUGAUAAUACUACGACAGCAAAUUUAACAGCCAAUACUAAUGAAACAACCACCACUACUCCUACCACAACCACAACCACCAAAUCAACCAAGGCAAACUCCAAAACUGAUAAACCAAAAGCAUUUACAAUCAAGUAUAAAAGACCAAGAGGAUCAAGAGCUUGUACAGUUUGUAGAUCAAGAAAAGUUAGAUGUGAUGCUGAAAUUCAUAUACCAUGUACUAAUUGUAUAACUUUUGGUUGUGAUUGUGUUUUACCAGAAGUUAAAAAAAGAGGUAAUCAAUCAGGAGAAACAAAAGCUAAAAAACAAAAACUAGCUCAACAACAACAACAGCAACAAUUACUGGAGCAACAACAGUCACAGGAACAACGACAACAAUCUACAAACAAUACCGACGAAGCUUCUUCAAUUAAUAAAAAUGAUAAACCAGAAACAAAAGAGAAAUGUAUAAAAAUUGAGGAAUCAGCUUCACCUUCAUUACCAACUAAUCAUCAACCACCUAAAGCAUCAUCAUCUUUAUAUACAAGUCAUACAAAAAAUCAUGGUAAUACUAGUGAACCAAUAUUAAAUAUAUCACAAGUCAGUGUACCACCUUCAUUAACAUCAUCAUAUAAAAAUAGACCAUCAAUGCAUAAAAAGGAAUUACUUUCUUCUAAAAUAAAACCAUCUUUAACAUUUCUUGGUUCAUCAUCAAUAGCAGUAUUACCACAAAAAGUUGGUGAAAAUCACGUUCAAUUAACUGAAGAUGUUUUUGAAAUAAAUGAUACUGGAUUAGAUUCAGUUGAAUUGGAAAUUUUAAAAUUAAGAGGUGCAUUUUUAUUACCAAAUAAAGAAUUAGCUUCGGAUUUAGUUGAUGCAUAUUUUGAACAUGUUCAUCCUUUAAUGCCAGUUUUAAAUAGAACUUUAUUUAUGAAAAAAUUUAAUGAUCCAAAUGAUAGUCCAAGUUUAAUGGUUUUACAUGCAGUUUUAUUAUGUGGUUGUAGAGUUUCCAAAAAUCCAUUAUUAUUAGAUUCCAAUGGUUCAAAUAAUCUAGCAAGUUUAACAUUUUUUAGAAGAGCAAAAGCAUUGUAUGAAACUAAUUAUGAAAGCGAUCCUGUAUCAAUUAUACAAACUUUAAUUUUAAUUGGUUCUUAUUGGGAUGGUCCUGAAGAUGUCACAAAAAAUUCUUAUUAUUGGUCAAGAGUUGCAGUGGGUCUAGCUCAAGGUUUUGGAUUUCAAAGAGAUGUAACAAAAUCAAAAAGUUUAACAUUAUCGGAAAAAAGAGUUUGGAGAAGAAUUUGGUGGUGUUUAUUUGAAAAAGAUAGAAAUGUUGCAAUUGCAUUUGGUAGACCAGUUGUUAUUGAUUUAAAUGAUUGUGACGUACCAAUGUUAACAACUGAUGAUUUUGAUGAAAAUGAUUCAGAUUUAGGUAUUGUUUCACCUUACCCAAUAAAUGAAACUCAUGCAUUAUAUUUUAUACAUUUAAUCAAAUUAGCUGAAAUUACCGGUAUAAUUAUCAAACAUCAAUAUAGUGUUAAAUCAGAAUCUAUGAAACGAAGAAAUGCUUUUUCAAUUAUUGAACAUUGUGAUAUGUUGAUGGGUAUUUGGUUUACAAAUUUACCUUCACAAUUAACAUUUUCAUUAGCUGACUCAUCAAGUCAAAAUUUUUAUGCAUGUUUAUUAAAUGCUCAAUACUAUAAUAGAUUAUUUUUGAUUCAUAGAUCAAAUUUAAUCAGAAUGGCAAGAUCUUCAUCAACUAAUCCAAAUAAUUAUAAAUAUCCAAGUUGGGGUAUAAGUUUUCAAUCUGCAAGAAUGAUUUCAAUAAUUUCAAAAAUUUUGUUAGAUAGAGAUUUGUUAAAAUAUGUUCCAACAAUGUAUGUUUAUAUUGCAUUCAGUGCAUUAAUUAUGUUAAUUUAUCAUGUUGACUCAACAAAUACUGUCAUUGCUACAACUGCAAGUGAUUCCAUUUUCAUAUCAAGAGCAGUGUUAAUGAAAUUAUCAGAAUAUUGGCCAAUUGCUGGUUUAUUAAUUAAAUUAUUUGAUAAAUACGCUAAUGAUAAAAUUAAAAGAGCAAGUGUUAUUGAAAAUGGUUCAAGAAUUGCUGAAGAAAAAGAAAACAAUGCAAAUGAAAAAAUAGGUUUAUCAACAAAUUCAAUCACUAUGUUUAGUCAACAACAACAAAAACAACAACAACAACAGCAGCAACAACAACAACAGCAGCAACAAAAAAUAAACCAGCGUCUUCGAAUUCAAAAUCCAUACAACCACCCAUCACCAUUACCACAACAACAACAACAACAACAACAACAAAAUUAUCAACCGCAACCUGUAGCACCACAACCACAACCAAUUACACUGCAAGUCAGAUCAAAUUUUUCUCCAGGUUCAACAACAUCUGGAGUUUCACCAGGUAGUAACGCAUACUAUGAUUAUCAAACAUCACAACAUCACGCACGUCAGCCAACAUCACAACCAAACCAUCAACCACAAGACUCUUCCCUCACUUCAAGAACUCCACAAAUUGAACAAUUAAUUCAACAAUAUAAAGUACCAAUGAAAUUAGCUAAUGCACAAUCUGAAGGAAGUGAUAAACAAACAACAGAUACUUCACCAACAUCAUCAACAAAAUCAUUUCCAGAUAUAAGUUUAGUCACAGAAAAUAUUCCAAAUAAACAAAAUUUUUUUGAAAAUUUCGAACCAACUCAAUUAUUUCCAACUUUUAGUGUACCUGCAACAAGAGUUCAAUCACCAGCUUUAGAAGAUAUGGGUAGUAAUAUAUACAAUAUGGGUUCAAAUGAUAAUAGUACAAGUAUGACUCCAGUUACUUCAUCUUUUGAACAACAACCAAAUCAGCCAAUUGAAGAUGACAAUAACAAUCAAAAUGUUAAUAAUAAUAAUGAAGAAUCAUCACAUUUAAAUCCAAAUGCUAAUCCUAAUCCUAAUAACAACAAUAAUAAUAAUAAUAAAAACAACCCAUCAACUCCAGGUUUCCAAACUAAUUUCAUUGAUUCUUCAUUUAUUAAUAUGAAUUUACAAUCUGGUAUUGAUAUGAAUGAUGAUUUCAAUUCAUUAUUCAAUUUUAUGAAUUAA